Messenger RNA from Gamsiella multidivaricata, 3141 nucleotides. RefSeq names its product armadillo-type protein. Gene Ontology annotation, cellular component: nucleus; cytoplasm. NCBI's taxonomy places the organism in Eukaryota, Fungi, Mortierellomycota, Mortierellomycetes, Mortierellales, Mortierellaceae. The coding region runs from base 1 to 3141 and encodes 1046 amino acids. Gene Ontology annotation, molecular function: small GTPase binding; nuclear import signal receptor activity. The record is from RefSeq and is a predicted model, not a curated record. The transcript has 7 exons. Gene Ontology annotation, biological process: protein import into nucleus.
AUGGAGCAAUACGUGGCUGGCCUCGAGCAGACCCUGCAGCAGGUCCUCUUUUCGAACGACAGCAAUCAGAUCAAGGAGGCCACCAAGGCAUUGAACUCCCAGUUCUUUGCUGAUGCCAACUGCGUCCCCGCCCUUGUCCAUAUCAUCCAGACUUCGCCCCAAAAGGAGAUCCGUCAACUUGCUGCGGUCGAGCUCCGCAAGCAGAUCUCGACCUGGUGGACAAAGAUGGAGCAAGACGUCCGCACCAACGUCAAGGCUAAGCUCUUGGAAAUCAUCCUGAGCGAACAGGAGGCUCUUCCCCGUCAUUCGACCGCUCGUGUCAUCGCCACCGUCGGAAGACUCGAGAUUCCUGCCAACACCUGGAACGAGCUCCUCGCUUUUCUGUUCCAGUGCUCCAACAGCAGCACCGCCGGACACCGCGAGGUCGGUGUUUAUGUGAUCUAUGCCAUCUUUGAAGUCACCGAUGCUUUUUCCGACAACUUGCGCCAGCUCUUGGAAUUGUUCAGCCGCACCAUUGUCGACCCCGAUUCACAGAUCGUCCGUAUCACCACUGUCCAAGCCUUGGGCAAGAUAGCCGACUUUAUCGAGGAGGACCAGAAGGACGAAAUCGCCAUGUUCUCUGAGCUCGUUCCCCAUAUGGUCAACGUUCUCCAACAGUGCCUCAACGACAGCGACGAGGAGUCUGCUGCCAAGUGCUUCGACGUUUUUGAUACGCUUUUAUUGCUCGAGGUCCCUAUUCUCUCUAAGCACAUCCAGAACUUGAUCCAGUUCUUCCUGAACGUUGGUGCCAAUAAGACCUAUGAGCCCGUCAUGCGUGUCCAGAGUCUCUCCUUCCUCAUGUGGGCCAUUGCCUACAAGAAGACUAAGAUCCAGCGCCUUAAGCUGGUUACUCCUAUGAUCCAAGCCUUGAUGCCCAUUGCUGCCGAAGAGGAGCCAGAGGAUUCGGACGAGGACUCGCCUGCUCGUCUCGCCUUUAAGGUCAUCAACACUCUUGCCACAAACCUUCCUCCUCAGCAGGUUUUCCCCGUCGCCAUGGAGGGCAUUCUCGCCUACAUGGCCAAUGCGGAUCCCUUGUAUCGCAAGGCCGCAAUGGUCACCUUGGCUGUCCUGGUCGAAGGCUCUGUCGAUUUCAUCCGCCCCAAGUUCAAUGAUCUUCUCUUGGUUGUUUGCGCUGGCCUCCAGGAUCCCGAGGCCAAUGUGCGCCGUGCUGCCUGUAUGGCUCUGAGCUCGUUCGCUGAGGAAUUUGAUCAGGAGGUCGCCGAGAACCACGCCACUCUUUUGCCCUUGGUCUUCAAUCUCAUGAAUGAACCUACUCCCGAGAUCACCAAGCAGGCCUGCAAUGCCUUAGACGCCAUCUUGGAGGGCUUGGGCGAGAACAUCCUCCAGUACCUCCCUGUCCUGAUGGAAAAGUUGCUGCACAUGCUCGAUCACGCUCAGGGCGAGACUCGCGCCAUUGUUGUUGCUGCCAUCGGUAGUGCCGCUCAUGCCUCUGGCUCCGAGUUCACGCCUUACUUUCCCGAAGUCAUGAAGCGUCUCCAGCACUUGAUGACCCUUCACUCCAACGAAGACGAGCUCAUGCUCCGUGCUGUCUCUACUGAUGCCCUCGGCGCCAUUGCUGCUGCUGUUGGCAAGGAUGCUUUCCGACCCCACUUGAACGACCUCAUGAACUUGGCUAUGGAAGGAUUACUUUUGGACAACACCCGCCUCCGUGAGUGCGGUUACUACUUCUUUGCUGGAAUUGCCCAGGUCUUUGAAGACGAAUUUUCGCCUUACUUGGCCGGCAUUGUUCCUCAAUUGAUCGCUUCGUGCCAAUUGGACGAGAAUACCACCCGCUUCGACAAUGACAAUGGCGCCGUCGACGAUGAUGGAGAGGAUACCUCGGAGGAUCUGAACUACGUCUUCCGCUCGGCUGUUGCUGAUGAGAAAGAGGUUGCUGCUGACACCAUCGGGGAGUUCUUCCAACACACUCGGUCCGCAUUCUUGCCCUAUGUCGAGUCGAGUGUCAAGGAGUUGAUCGACUUGACUACGCACAUGUCUGACGGUGUCCGCAAGGCUUCCUGUGGCGCCUUGUUUAACUUCUUGCGCACCUUCUACAAAUUGUCGAACUGCGAGGAGUGGAAGGCUGGUCUUCCUGUUGCUAUCCCCCUUCAUGACAAUGUUGCCCAGCUCAACUCUUUGGUGAUGCCAGCCAUCCUUUCUAUCUGGGAGGAUGAAGAUGACAAAAUGGUCGUUGUUCAGGUCUGUCAGGAGAUGGUCGAAACUGUCAAGCUUUGUGGCCCUGGCAUUAUUGCCGAUCAUAUCACUGCUAUUGCCGAGCACUUGAACCUGAUCUUUGAGAAGAAAGCCUACUGCCAGCAGGAACUUGCCGAUGAUGAGGGCCUGUUGGAUGAAGACGAACAGGCCGAGUUUGAUGCACUGUUGAUCUCAUCUGCCUCGGAUUUGGUGGGCGCCUUGGCAGCAGCCUUGGGCGAGAGCUUUGUCCCUUAUGCCAAGGUCUUUAUUCCCCACAUUGCCAAGUAUUACAAAAAGUCCAAGCCCACGAGCGAGCGCUCGAUGGCGAUCGGAUGCCUGGGUGAGAUCGCCGCCGGCAUGCUGAGCGGUGUGACUGAAUUUACGGAAGUGAUCUUCCCAAUUGCUGUCAAGGGUCUUUCGGACGAGGAGGCCGAGGUCCGCAGCAACGCCGCCUACACAAUUGGAGCCCUCUGUCAGAACACCAACCUCGACAUCUCGUCUGAAUAUCCCACUCUUCUGGCGGCCUUAUACCCCUUGUUCCAAGGCCAGAACUUGGACAAUGUCACGGACAAUGCCUGUGGUGCUGUGGCGCGCAUGAUCAUGAAGCACCCCAACGCUGUGCCUAUCGAGCAAAUCCUGCCAGUCUUUGUCCAGGCUCUGCCCUUGAAGCGUGAUUAUGAGGAAAACGAGCCCGUGUACAAGCUGCUGUUCUCGUUGAUCCAGUCCCAGAACACCUGGGUCUUCAACAACCUGAAUCAGCUGCUGUCGAUCUUUGCCGAGGUCUUAUCAAAGGAGGAUGAGCUCAAGCCCCACACUCGCCAAGAGAUGAUCGAGAUCAUUAAGGCCCUCAACUCACAGUUCCCGGCAUUGGCCAUUGGCGCCUCUCCCCUUAGCGCCUAUCUUCAGUAG